CAAGCUUGUCAGAAACUUGUGUGUCCUUAGAAACUACUGCGAACAUGGUUAUGAAAGCUGUCUGUGUGCUGAAAGGAGCUGGAGAGACCAGCGGGACUGUUUAUUUUGAGCAGGAGAGUGAUGCAGCAGCUGUGAAGCUGACCGGUGAAAUCAAAGGCCUUGCUACUGGAGAGCAUGGUUUCCAUGUCCAUGCUUUUGGAGACAAUACAAACGGGUGCAUCAGUGCAGGCCCUCACUUCAAUCCCCACAACAAGACUCAUGCAGGUCCUAAUGAUGAAGACAGGCAUGUUGGAGACUUGGGGAAUGUGACAGCUGAAGAUAAUGUUGCCAACAUUGACAUCACAGACGAGAUGAUCACCCUCACUGGCCCCCACUCAAUCAUUGGCAGAACCAUGGUGAUCCAUGAGAAGGCCGACGACCUGGGAAAAGGAGGCAAUGAUGAGAGUCUGAAGACGGGCAAUGCUGGCGCUCGUCUGGCGUGUGGAGUCAUUGGCAUCGCCCAGUAAUCACUCUGCCACAACAUCCAGCACUGGAAACGCACUUCUCCCCAAAGCACUUGACGAGACCAACAUAGCUACUUGAUGUGACAGUUUCUCCUUUUCAAUACUCUGUGGCUUUGUAUUAAUGAGUAAAGAGAGUAGAGCAGCCAUGAUUUACCCCGUUUGUUCUGACAAUUGUAUGUAUGGGUUUGUCUGCUCAUAAGUUUUGGUCCCAUAGAAUUGGUAACGCACAAUAAAUAAAUGUAUAAACCGUGGAGCAAAGUUGUCAGUU
Messenger RNA from Pseudoliparis swirei, 771 nucleotides. It is a transcript of the gene sod1, whose product is annotated as superoxide dismutase 1, soluble. Gene Ontology annotation, molecular function: superoxide dismutase activity; copper ion binding. Bases 45 to 506 code for a protein of 153 amino acids. Gene Ontology annotation, cellular component: cytosol; peroxisome; nucleus. Gene Ontology annotation, biological process: removal of superoxide radicals. The transcript has 5 exons. Lineage: Eukaryota; Metazoa; Chordata; Actinopteri; Perciformes; Liparidae. The record is from RefSeq and is a predicted model, not a curated record.